Molecule: messenger RNA, 1119 nt
Organism: Trichomonas vaginalis G3
Lineage: Eukaryota; Parabasalia; Trichomonadida; Trichomonadidae
Product: glycine-rich protein family
Exons: 1
Coding region: 1-1119 (372 amino acids)
Source: RefSeq, a predicted model, not a curated record
AUGAUCAAGUAUUCUCUGUAUGAUUCCAAAAAGGAUGGAAUCAGAACAAAAUCUCCACUCCCUGUUUCGAUUCAUGAGAACAAAUACGUUUUUGACUACCCUUGCGAGGAUUCUUCUUCGUGUACAGACUACUCGAUUGGCCUACCACCAGGUUUGUACAAGUUUGAAUUGUACGGUGCCUCCGGAGGGAGCUACACCGGCAAAGUUUCCACAUAUCACUACCCCACAGGCGAAUGUAUGCCGGACGACAUCGUAAAACUGUUCAACGGAAAUACUUCCUGCCUCGACUCUUUUGAUUACGGCGGUGCCGGUGGCUAUGUCAGUGGUUUGAUCAAUAUCAAACACUUCACACAAGCAUAUGCCACGAUCGGCGGUGUCGGAAAAGAUCUAAUAAAUUCUUACUGCUCCACAGCCCAAAACUGCUAUCUCAAGAAAAAUAUGGUCCCUGGCGGAUAUGGUGGUGGUGGAAGCUCUGGUGGAUAUUACAAGGGAUCUGCCAGUGGUGGUGGCCAAACUUCCGUCCAAUUUUUAAAAAAUACCCUCUACCAUCGAGUGAUCGUGAGCGGUGCUGGUGGAGGGGCUGACGACUAUCGAGAAAAUGAUGGGAGAGGUGGCUCUGGCGGCGGCCUCGUCGCACAAGGUUGGUGGGCUAAUUCAGUCUACAAUGACCAAUAUUUAGCGAAUUCCUCUUUUGGAUUUACAUUUGGGACUGGAGAAGCCGCACAACUUGAAAAAUCGAAGCACCCCAACGGAAAUCAGACUAUUUCGUCUGGUUCCGAUAAAUGCGGCGGUGGAGGUGGUUGGUUUGGCGGAUUCUCGAGUAAUUAUAAUAACGGAGGUUGUGGUGGUGGUAGUUCAUGGGUUUUGACUAAAGAUGCAUAUAUCCCACAAGACUUGAUCGAAUCUCGUGAUGAAUUUUAUGAGAUUAUCGACUCAAAUCGAUACAACUUUGACACUAAUUCUGAAUAUUUGUUUUCAGAAGUCCAACACGUUCCUGGUAUCUGGCAAGGCAACGGUCGUCUUAUCAUCACAUAUCUUCAAACUAACUUGAUUAACAGUUGUUUCUUAAGACCUAACCAAAUGACUUUUCUUCUUUCAUAUUUCAUCUUAAUGAGUUAA